Porites evermanni is the source of this 366-nucleotide messenger RNA. The record is from the annotation of a GenBank genome assembly. NCBI's taxonomy places the organism in Eukaryota, Metazoa, Cnidaria, Anthozoa, Scleractinia, Poritidae.
GAGUUGAGGCGCGCUGGUAACCUGUUGGACGAGGGGGUCAGAGAUCGUGACUGGAAUCACAAGUUCGCCCACAAGGAACAUGCUGACAACAAGCGGGGUGCAGCCGAAAGCCCUGUAGUGCCUGGAGAUCUGGUUUUACUGAAGAACACGAAAACGUCUGGCAAGCUAGAAGCAAAUUUCGAGAGUGAGCCAUACACAGUGCAGACUAAGGAAGGCAGUGAGGUGACUGUUAGGUCAAAGGAGGGUGUGGAAUACAGGCGGAACAGUUCAUUUGUUAAGCGGUACAACCCACCAGGGGAAUCCCCAGAAGCCACAGAGGCCGCUUCCCAAGAAGCACCCAAUGCUAUUCCUCGGAGGAGAGUAUAG